Molecule: messenger RNA, 1085 nt
Organism: Caenorhabditis sp. 36 PRJEB53466
Lineage: Eukaryota; Metazoa; Nematoda; Chromadorea; Rhabditida; Rhabditidae
Source: the annotation of a GenBank genome assembly
AUGGCCGGAACUCGGGACUACGAUCACCUCUUCAAACUGCUGAUCAUCGGCGAUUCGGGCGUCGGAAAGAGCAGUCUGCUGCUCCGAUUCGCCGAUAACACUUUCUCUGGUACGGUCCUCACAAGUGACGGAUCGUAUUAACCGACUUUGCAGAAAACUACAUCACAACCAUCGGCGUCGACUUCAAAAUACGAACGAUGGACAUUGACGGGCAGCGCGUGAAGCUGCAGAUCUGGGACACGGCCGGACAGGAACGCUUCCGCACGAUCACCUCGACGUACUACCGCGGCACGCACGGCGUCGUCGUCGUCUACGACGUCACCAACGGCGAAUCGUUCGGAAACGUGAAGCGAUGGCUGCAGGAGAUUGAGAACAACUGCGACUCGGUGCAAAAAGUGCUCGGUGAGCAACAAAUUUGUGGAGUCUGAAGGAGAUUCGAUGAUUUUCAGUGGGAAACAAGUGCGAAGAGGCGGAUCGGCGAGUUGUGCUCGAGAGCGACGCCCGCAAUUACGCCCAGUCGAUGAACAUCUCGUUUUUCGAAACCAGCGCCAAGGAGGACAAAAAUGUGGAACCGGUAAUUGGUUUUAAGUAUUUUGAAUGUUUUAGAUCGGUUGGAUUGUCUUUUCACAAGGAACAGUGGUCUUAGGCCAGAAUUGAUCCUAAUAGAUACUUGGAAAAAGUGGAAUGCAACUUUUGCGUCAAAGUCAGUUUUCUGGCGGAAAAUUUAAACAAAUAGUGAGAAAAGCUGAUAUUUUAAAGAAAAAUUUCCGCGGAAUGCGGAAUUCCGCCAAACUAUGCCUUAGGCCCUAAAUCAUUUCCGUAGGGGUAAAAAGGACCUGGCCUUGCUCCAAAAAAAAAGGUAUUCACGAAUAAGCAAGCAUAUGAAAAACAUCCCAAAUCGUCCCUUGACUCCCGCUUCAACCUCAUUCUCUCUGCAGAUGUUCACGUGCAUCACUCGUCUCGUUCUGCACGCGAAGCUCGCCAAUCCGUCCGCCUCGUCGACCCAGCAGAACCGUUCGGGCGGAGUGUCGUUGAAGGACGGCGGAGCGAAUGCGAACCAGAAAAAGAAGUGCAAGUGCGCCUAG